Molecule: messenger RNA, 1119 nt
Organism: Aspergillus chevalieri
Lineage: Eukaryota; Fungi; Ascomycota; Eurotiomycetes; Eurotiales; Aspergillaceae
Exons: 5
Coding region: 1-1119 (372 amino acids)
Source: RefSeq, a predicted model, not a curated record
AUGUCUCCAAUUCCCCAUCUUUUCGUCAACAAACAAGAUGUCAUACAAACUGAGAAGUGGGAGAGCCUCCUCCUCGCCAACAAAGACGCAUACAAAAACUGCGUGGUCAAAUCCAUCACUCAUGUCAAAGACGUGCACAACACAUGGUACCACGAGUAUCUUCAGAUUUUAAUCGAACAAACCAGCACAGGAGCUCGCACUCGCAUCAUUGCUGAGCGACAACAAGCACAGGACCAAAUCAUCAUCGGUCGAUGGAAAUGGGCCGCCAAAUCGUUGGCAAGCCUCGGUUGCAUCUCAUCUUCCAGCUCAGGCAAUAGUCUGGGCGAUACUGCCAGUGGGGUUGAUCUUCCCCUGCCUCUGUACACGAUAUACCUGCAGGAUAACAGUCUCGGCGUUCUUGAUCUGGCUAAUGUCCUAGCCGGGACUACCAAAGAGCACCGGAAUUACGACUUUGCGUCAUACAAUUGUUACUGGUUCGCGGAGGCGAGCUAUUGGGCAGUUCAAAAGAAAUGGAAGUACGUGGAAAAGACGUGGCAGUACAGCCACCUGCGUCACAAACUCCCUGAUCUUGACAAAAUUCCAUCUCUGAAUCCCAUGCUUGAUCUUUUGCGCCGUUUGGAAAGGGGAAUGAGACAAAUUGCAGCACGGCAAUUUGAAGAAGAAAGAUCGGGUGGCAUGACCAUCUCUGCUGGAGCUCCAUCAGGAUUCGAGUUGAGUUUGCGCGAGGUUUAUAGAAAUGCAGUCCUUUUAGAAGCAGAUGAUGACACUGCUGCUUGGCAGAUCAUAGAGAAUGAGGUGAAUACCCUGGUUAAAAAGAAUGUCGAAAAUGAGGCCACAGCCUCCAAGUUGGGAGACCCCCAGAAGCUGAUUGAGGAUCUGCAUAUUCAGGAAGCAUACGAUGCUGUUACCCAGGAUAGCGAGAGUGCCAAAUACAUCGAGGUGUUUGACAAGUUUGGUAACCAGAAGCAGACCGAGGAAGAGCCGAAGAACCAGAUCCAAGAUUCUACCGAAGAUGAAGAGAGCGUUAUAUCCCAAGGUGACCUGCUCAAGGCGCAAACUGUUCUCAAAGUCUUGGUUGGACGGUGGUUGCUGGAGUCUGAGAAGGAAGCCAAUGCUUGA